Messenger RNA from Ctenopharyngodon idella (grass carp), 5046 nucleotides. It is a transcript of the gene bbs9, whose product is annotated as Bardet-Biedl syndrome 9. Gene Ontology annotation, cellular component: membrane; BBSome. Gene Ontology annotation, biological process: cilium assembly. Lineage: Eukaryota; Metazoa; Chordata; Actinopteri; Cypriniformes; Xenocyprididae. The record is from RefSeq and is a predicted model, not a curated record.
CUAGAACUAGAUCCUUACUAAAGUAACGGAAAAUCCGGGACUUUUAUUUUGAUAAAGCGUCGUCGCGUCACGCAGUUCCGGCUUCAGCGUCGCUCUCAGCACCAUGACAACAGCAGGACGAGUGUGAGGAGCUGAGAUGUCUUGAGCUGCUCUGUUUUACCUCACAUUACUGGAGGAAAUCUUACAGGAUGUCUCUGUUCAAGGCUCGUGAUUGGUGGGCGUUGACGCUGGGCGAGGGGGAGGAGUUUGACCAGGGCUGUCUGUGUGUCGGGGAUGUGGAUAACAGUGGAAGUGGAUACGAUAAGAUAGUAGUGGGCAGUUUCAUGGGGAUGUUACGCAUCUUCUCUCCACACCCUGCUAAACCGGACGAGCAGACGGAAGCUGACGCGCAGCUGCUGGAGGUUCAGUUCCCUGAGCCCGUCAUUCAGGUGGAGCUGGGCAAGUUCGUCUCCUGUUCAGAGUUGCUCCAUCUGGCAGUGCUUUACCCCAGGAAGCUGUCCGUCUAUGCGGUGUCAGGUACUGCUGGUAAUGUUGAACAUGGUGACCAGUAUCAGCUGCGAUUGGUUUAUGAACACAACCUUCAGAGGACAGCCUGCAACAUGACGUAUGGCCCGUUUGGGGGGGUGACAGGUCAUCAUUUCAUCUGUAUCCAGUCCAUGGAUGGGAUGCUGAUGUUUUUCGAGCAGGAGAGUUAUGGUUUCGGUCGCUUCCUGCCGGGGUUCCUGUUGCCCGGCCCGCUCAGCUACUGUAUCCGCACAGACUCCUUCAUCACCGUCUCCUCCACACGGCAGGUGGAGUGCUACAGGUAUGAGACGCUGGCUGUGGCCACAGAUGCAGACACCCGACAAGACUCUGAUCAGCAGAGCAAGAGCUCAGGGAAGAGACUGACGGCUGACUGGACACUGGUGUUAGGAGAAGAGGCUCUAGAUAUCUGUGUGCCCAACACAUCUCCAGUGAUGUCCUCCAUCUUUGUUCUGGGGGAGAGAAACUUGUUUUGUCUCAAGGAUAAUGGUCAGAUCCGCUUCAUGAAGAAACUGGAGUUCAACCCCAGCUGUUUCCUGCCCUACGCAUCAGUUUCCGAGGGUUCCACCAACGUCCUGAUGUGUAACCAUAACAACAUGCUGCUGGUGUACCAGGAUAUGACGCUGAAGUGGGCGGCCCAGCUGUCCUGUGUGCCUGUGACCGUACGCGUCGCUAAUUUCCCGGAGCUGAGGGGUUUGGUGGUGACGCUGAGCUCUGACGGCCGGCUCCAGUGCUCGUACAUGGGCACGGACCCGUCCUUCUUCACCGCACCCAAAGUGGAGGCCCGUGAGGUCAACUAUGAUGAGGUGGACACAGAGAUGAAGGUGCUGCAGAAGGUUAUUCGCGAGGCCACCAGAACUCAAGACAUCCUCCCGAGGGCAGAGACAGAAGAAGAGCUCAGUCUGACCGCCGUCGUCUCGUCUAAGCUGGACGAAGUCUCGUGUGCUGUCAUGGCGGAGAUGAACGGCAUGCCUGUCCCCUCUGUCACAGUUCAGGUGAAGAUAAGGAGUCGUACUGUGGUGCAGAGCCCGAAGAUGACGGUGUGUGUUCAGCCUCCUCUAGCCGUCACACAGGACCAGUUCGUGCUGGACUCCAUGAGCAGUGGCUGUGAGUCAGUGGUGAGAUUCUCAGCGUUUCUGAACGGCCUCUAUCCUCCGGCGGAUAUGAGCGGAGACAUCGCUGUGUCCUACAGCUCGGCUACAGAGCUCAACCCCGCAGGAAUCCCUCGAGUGUCUCAGUGUAAAUUCGUCCUGCCUCUCCGGUUAGUGUGCUGCCCCUCCUCAGCUAUCAAGAAUGGCAAGUACAAGAUCACCAUGGACACCAACAAACCUCCCGUCAACCUCAGUGAUGUUUUCCCAGAUUUCUCUGAGAAGUCAGAGAAUAAUGACAGCAGUGCUUUGGGCUUCCAGCUCAUCACAGGCUCCAGGGUCAUUGUCCUUGCCUCCAAAACAUCCCAGCGUUACAGGAUCCAGAGCGAGAGCUUUGAGGACAUGUGGCUGGUGGCCAAGGAGCUGGUGCAGCGUUUCGACCGGCACUUCGCCUCCCUCGGAGUCAAAGACUUUCGAAACAGCUUCACUGGACCGGUUCCUCUGCUGGAGUACUUUGAGACAGUGGACCACCACUUUGAGCUCCGUGUGAAUGCACAGAAGUAUCAGGAUUUACUGUCAGAAAGAGCAGUCCAGUUUAGGGCCAUCCAGCGUCGUUUACUGACCCGCUUUAAAGACAAAACCCCAGGGCCACUACAAAACCUGGACACACUGAUGGAGGGAACCUACCGGCAAGUUAUAGCAUUAGCAGACGCAGCUGAAGACAACCGGGAGCGUUUGAUCCAGGCGUUUGUGCGUCUGCGGAGCGCCACUCACCUGCUCAUCCUGCUGCUGUCUCUGUGGCAGGGGCUCAGCUCAGAGCAGACCGCCAUCCUGGAGGCCACACUGCUGCCACUGCUGCAGGACACGCCACAACUGGGCUGGGAGGAGAGUGUGGAUGCAGCCGUCUCUCACCUCUUGAAAACAUGUCUGUCGCGCAGCCCCAAAGAUCAGGCCAUCAGCUUGAGCACCGGCCCGCUCACCAUCCCAAAAGACACGUCACGUCUGAAGAAACACAUCACGCUGCUCUGUGACCGCUUGGGCAAGGGUGGCCGUCUCUCUCUCUCCUCAGAAGCCAAUGUCCCUACAACCGUUAUGAUGCCAGCUGGUUGUGAGUCCAUCCCUGAGCCGAUAGUGGAGCAGGAGGAGGAAGCACCGCUGCCGCAGGACUCUGCUAAGUUCAUUAAGAAGAAACAGCCAUCAAAGAGAGUCAAGAGCAAGUCAGAUUCAUCUAAAGAAUCGUCCAAAGAGAAGAAGGAGAAAGACUCAGGAAAAGAUUCCACAAAAGAAACCAAGAAAGACUCUGGCAAAGAGAAGGAGUCUAAGGUGUCCAAAAGAGAGUCUACAAAAGAGUCAAAGGAACCCUCAAAAGAGUCCUCGAAGGACAAGGAGUCCACCAGAGAGAAAGAGUCAGCAAAGGAGUCUGGGAAGGAGAAGACCAAGGUGUCCAGGAAGUCCUCGGUGAAGGUCAAAGAGAAGAAGUCCGAGGCAGGAGACAGCUAAAUGCGCUGAUAAAGCUCUCGUGAUGUUAGUCGCUGCAGAGGUUAAUGCCUCAUCCUGAGCUUUCUGCUGUAGUUCUAGAGUUGAUAGCAUAGUGGCAGCAAAACCAUCCAAAAAGUAAUGUUUUCACCCAAGUGGACAUGUAGGAGGAGUUUAUAUUCAGCAUGUAGUGUGUGUGUCCCUGCGGGACGUCUGAUGACGGGCUCCACGCCCCGCUGAGACGUCUGAGGAGCACUGCUCUUAUCUCUGUCUGCUGCGACAAUCUCAACUCCACUGGCUCUUUACAUUCCUGGAUGUGAACUGAGGUAGAAAACAUGAUGCAGAAAAUAUUGAAAUAUUUUAAGGAACUUCAAUUAAAAUAGAAUGAAACUCAAAUGGAUGUGUAGUUUUUAAUUAUACAUUUCAUUUCUCAGAAUGAAAUACCCACAUGCAUGUUAUCAAACAUAUACUUUUGAUAACAUGCUGUCAUUUCAUGGAAAAUGGUGGAAGAACGCUUCAUUUCUACAGUGGAGCCAAACAUGAAAAGUACAACUUCUGUUGGAUUACUGUAAUUCCUGUGUUAGUUUUCUGAGGCUGUGUUCACACUUGACUAAAACGGACUCUGGUGUGAUUGUUCUGUCAGUGCGGCUCAUGUGAAUAAUUGUGAACGCUGCCAUCUGAACUAAACUAGCGGACCAGAAAAGGAGGGUCUCAAUCCACUUCCAAAUGAGCUCUGGUGCGGUUCGACUGAAAUAUGAGCAGAACACGGACCAAAGACAUCUAAACCAACCCAAAACAGGAUGUGAUGUCAUAAGAUGUGACCUUAAAAAGCUCAGAAUGCUCAAGAUUAGCUGUUUUUUCUCGUUAUAGUCAUGAUGUUGUCCAUUAUAGUUCAGUACAGGUGUCAGAAACGCCGUCUCCUCACAGCAGAUCUUUGUUUGUUCAAAUCUUUACACAUUUUAUAAGAUCUUUAUGAGUUCUCAUCUGGUAAAAUACCAUCAUAUGAACACAUAAAACGUUUAGCCCAGAACACUGCAUUGAUUUGGAUGCUCAGAAAGUUCAGUUGCAAAAUAUGCGUGUUUUAAAAGCUGUUUGUAUCUUUGGGUUUGGUGUUAAAACUGACGGUGUGAAAGCUAAGCGAACCAGAACUAAACGAAUCAUUUUAUUUUUUGUUCUGGAUCAUCAAGAGAACUGAACUACAAGUGUGAACACACCCUUAGUGCAGUUAUUCUGAAUUCUGUUUGUCCUAAUUCAGAUUUCAGUUCAGUUAACCACUUCACCUCAUAUUGAGAUCAAAAAUGAACAAAUUCUUAAAUUCUGAAUUUUGCACAGCAUUGUUGUGCGUCUCUACAUCUCUCUCUUCAUGAUGUGAGAGAGCGAGACGUGCAGUUUCUUAUUAACACUCACAGUUUCAUUCAUACCUGUGUAGAGAAGUAGAGAGUAUUAUUACAAUAGAUUAUUUUUCUAGUUUUCAAAUAUUUAUGGUCAUUCAGUAGAAAUGAUUCAUUUUCAUCUUUGAAGAAUUCUUUGAUAAACUAUAGAAAUUUGUCAAAUUAAUUUGUAAAAUGAAUUUCAAUAUAAUGUACCUUUGAAUCGUAAAAGUCACCAGAAAUAUCCAUAAUUCAAAAACAUCACUCCAUGUUGCAUUUUAUAUGAAGACUUUUAUUCGUACCAAUAAUUUGUCAUUGUUGUUAUAUUAUUAUAUUAUAUUAUUACUAUUGCUGUUAUUAUUUUCUUUGCUCCAGUUUUUGAAUCAAUAUUAUUCAUACUAAUAUCAUUCAUACUAACUGCUAUUAUUUAAAUGUGAUAUUUUGGUACCAGCUAUUGGAGUAAACAUUUCCCUUUAAACCUGAAACAUUCCAGUCAGUCUCUGUAAAUCAGUCAUACUGUCAGAAGAGGCAAUAAACUGUCACUAAAUAAUAUUGCUUACAAAUAUUAAAAUUUACAAAUGCUCCAAUGA